This is a messenger RNA of Linum trigynum, 432 nucleotides long. NCBI's taxonomy places the organism in Eukaryota, Viridiplantae, Streptophyta, Magnoliopsida, Malpighiales, Linaceae. The record is from the annotation of a GenBank genome assembly.
AUGUUUGAUCCCAUGGAAGAGAAGGUGAUCAUCAACAGAGACGUGGUGAUUGAUGAAAAAGCAAAAUGGGAUUGGACUGCUGAAGCAAUGAAGAAUUACACUUUUUAUCCAUUUACUAUGGAUGAAAGUGAUGAUGAACCAAAUACAGCUACACCUGUGAUAAAUCCACCUAGUCACAGAGAGCCUACCAGCCCAGAAGGAAGUUCAAGUGAAAGUCCAAAAGAAAGGCCACAGAAGUACAGACGUCUUGAAGAUCUAUAUGAGGAAACAACAAGCAUCGAAGGUGAUGAAUUGACACUCUACUGUCAUUUCAUUGAUGAUAAACCGAUGGAUGCUGAAGAAGCCAUGAAGGAUGAAAAAUGGAAAAGAGCCAUGGAUGAAGAAAUUGGAGCAAUUGAGGAACAAUACUUGGGAGCUUUUGUCACUUCAUGA